This is a messenger RNA of Drosophila simulans, 504 nucleotides long. RefSeq names its product calmodulin-related protein 97A. Gene Ontology annotation, molecular function: enzyme regulator activity; calcium ion binding. The record is from RefSeq and is a predicted model, not a curated record. Bases 9 to 455 code for a protein of 148 amino acids. Lineage: Eukaryota; Metazoa; Arthropoda; Insecta; Diptera; Drosophilidae. The transcript has a single exon.
UGAACAAGAUGUCGGAACUAACGGAGGAGCAGAUUGCCGAGUUCAAGGAUGCCUUUGUCCAGUUCGACAAGGAGGGAACCGGCAAGAUCGCCACCCGUGAGCUGGGCACCUUGAUGCGCACCCUGGGCCAGAAUCCCACGGAGGCCGAGUUGCAGGAUUUGAUAGCUGAGGCCGAGAGCAACAACAAUGGCCAACUGAACUUCACCGAGUUCUGCGGCAUAAUGGCCAAGCAAAUGCGCGAAACUGAUACUGAGGAGGAAAUGCGUGAGGCAUUCAAGAUUUUUGAUCGCGAUGGCGAUGGCUUUAUAUCACCAGCCGAGCUACGCUUUGUGAUGAUCAAUCUGGGCGAAAAGGUCACCGACGAGGAGAUCGAUGAGAUGAUCCGUGAGGCUGAUUUCGAUGGGGAUGGCAUGAUCAACUACGAGGAAUUCGUUUGGAUGAUUAGCCAGAAGUAGUUCAGCUACUUUAAAUGAAAUAAAAUAUUUUGGGGUCACUGCAUAAAAA